Dioscorea cayenensis subsp. rotundata (Guinea yam) is the source of this 7172-nucleotide messenger RNA. Its product is annotated as ATP-dependent helicase BRM. The coding region runs from base 272 to 7135 and encodes 2287 amino acids. The transcript is spliced from 14 exons. Gene Ontology annotation, molecular function: ATP-dependent chromatin remodeler activity; protein binding; DNA binding. Gene Ontology annotation, cellular component: nucleus. NCBI's taxonomy places the organism in Eukaryota, Viridiplantae, Streptophyta, Magnoliopsida, Dioscoreales, Dioscoreaceae. Gene Ontology annotation, biological process: positive regulation of transcription by RNA polymerase II. The record is from RefSeq and is a predicted model, not a curated record.
AAAAAAAAAGAAAAAAGAAAAAAGGGAAAAAAUAUGGGAAAAAGGGAAAAAAAUGGAGCCCUCUAGGGUUAGGGUUUGACUCCGAAGAAGCAAACGAUGGAUUUUUUGAAUUUGUAGUGAAAAUUACGAGUUGUGGGGGCGAUUGGGGUUUUCCGGCGAUCGAUUUGGGGUUGGAUCUGGGAUUUGGAGUUGGGAUCGUGGAGAUCGGUGCGUGUUUCUAGGGUUUUGGGAGUGCGGGGAUCUCGGAUUGGAGGUGGGGGUGGUUGCCGGGAUGCAGGGCGGGGUUGGAGGACGGAAUCCGGCGGUGGCGCCGCCGGGGAGGUCUUCAACUUCGUCGUCUGCGUCUCCAUCGUCGUCAUCGUCGGCUGUCUCAGCUCCGCCGGCGCAUCUAGGGUUUGAUUCGAUUCAGCAUCAGCAGCAGCAGUUGGGGUUUAGACAGUCAUUGCAGCAGCAGCAGCAGCAACAACAGCAGCAACUAAGAAAGCCUGAAGGAGAUAAUGCCUUCCUUGCUUAUCAAGGUGGUGGUAUGCAUGGAGUUAUGGCUGCUGGCAACUUCCCGUCAUCAUCUAGUGCUGUUCCUCUUUCACAACCUUCAAGGAAGUUUAAUGAUUUACCUCAUCAACAAGUGCCUCCUCAGCUCCGAGAGGAAAACCAGAACAAAGGGCAAGGCCUGGAACAACAUGGUCAGAACCCAAUUCAUCAACCUUACAUCCAAUUUGCUCUGCAGGCUGCACAGCACAAGCCCCAUGGGAAUCUGCUGGCACAACAAGGAAAAAUUGGCAUGGGUGGGCCACCAGUGAGGGAACAAGAUCUGCGUCAAAAUAGUAUGAAAAUACAGGAACUCAUGGCGCUGCAGGCGGCCAACCAGGCACAGAUGUCCUUGUUUAAGAAAUCUGUUGAAAAUUCAGGGCAGGGUGAGAAUAAGAUGGAACAGGGUUCUACCAGUAUUGAUCAACGAAAUGAGAUAAAGCCUCCGCAGAUAGCUGCACUUGGCCAAUCACUAUCAUCUAACAUGAUAAGACCUGUUCAACAGUCACAAGUGAACAUUCAAAAUAUAGCCAACAAUCAGCUGAUGCAGCAAUUGCGAUUGAUGCAUAAUUGGGCUCAGGAACAUAAUAUUGAUCUCUCUGUUCCUGGAAAUAUGAAUGUUGUUGCUCAAAUGAUGCCGGCUUGGCAUGCUGCUAGAUUGCAAGCAAUGCAGAAGUCAAGUGAAGCAAGCGCUCCUGCAUCACAGUCUGGUCUGCCUCCAUCAAAGCCACAGUUUAUCCCAUCCCCAGUUAAUGUUGAAAAUUCAGCUCAUGGGAAUUCCUUAAAUGAUCUUUCUGCGCAGAUGGGGCCUGUAAAGAGCCCAAAGCUAAUUCCUUCAGGGUCACCAUCAAGUAGUGGGGCUACUCCUGCAGGGAAUUUUAAUAAUUUACAAAUGCAGCAGCAGCAGCAACUUGCCGGUCGUAGUAGGGAGAACCAGAAUGAAAGAGCUGCGAGGCCUCCAAUCGCAACUGGAAAUGGAGGACCGACUAUGCAUAUGCCACAAUCAUCUGGGAGCAUGACACAGGGUGCAGACCUUUCACAAUCAAAAAAUAUAAUUACCGGACCCAGUCCUGGGCCUGGGCCUGAAACCCUGCAAAUGCAAUACUUCAGGUCUUUGCAGCAGAACCGUGCUAUGUCUCAAGCUGCUAUUCCUUCCAGUGAGGUUCCUGGAAACUCAGCACCGGCCCAUACUGGAUCAUCCCAGAUACCACCCCAGCGUGCAGGAAUUGGGUUUACAAAGCAGCAGCUCCAUGUCCUUAAAGCGCAAAUAUUAGCAUUUAGGCGCCUAAAGCGUGGAGAGCGCAACCUUCCCCAAGAAGUUCUUCAAGCCAUUGUUCCACCACCAAUUGAUUUACAGCCACAGCAGAUGUUUGUUACUCCAGGAAUGGUUAACCAGGAAAGGCCUUUGGCAAGUGCUGCUGAAGAGCACACAAGACAUGUAGAGACCACUGAGAAGGUCCCAGUGGGCACCUCUUCCAGCAAAAGUCAUAGUUCACCAAAGGAGGAGCCCUUGAGUGUGGAAGAGAAGGCAGUCAUGGUUACUCACAUGCAAGGAGUUGCUGGUUCAAGAAAAGAACCUAUGCAAAUUGGAUCAGUUGGAAAGGUAGAGCAGACUGGUGCCACUUUGGCCAAAUCUGAGCAGGAGGCUGAACGGGGAAAUCUGAAGUUGCCCAGCAAAGUUGAUUAUAAUCCUGAAAAGGGAAAGUCUGUUCCCGCACAAGCUCCUGGUGUUCCAGUGGUAAGCACCAAUGUUGAUGCAGGGCAAACAAGGAAGCCUGCAUCCACUGGAAGUGCACCAGUUCCAAAGGACAUUGGUACAAGGAAGUAUCAUGGCCCACUUUUUGAUUUUCCAUUCUUUACCAGAAGGCAUGACUCCUUGGGGGCAAUGGUGGCAAACAAUUCGAGCAACCUUAUUUUAGCAUAUGACAUGAAAGAUCUGCUAUUUGAGGAAGGCAUGGAUGUGCUUAACAAGAAAAGGACAGAAAAUUUGAGAAAGAUCAGUGGUUUACUUGCUGUUAACUUAGAGCGAAAAAGGAUUAGGCCUGAUCUUGUUUUACGACUGCAAAUAGAAGAAAGAAAGCUCCGACUUUUAGAUUUUCAGGCUCGUCUGAGAGAUGAAGUUGAUCAGCAACAGCAGGAGAUAAUGGCAAUGCCUGAUAGACCAUAUAGGAAGUUCGUUAGGCAGUGUGAAAGACAAAGGAUUGAGCUUGCAAGGCAGGUUCAACAGUUACAGAAGGCCACUAGAGAGAAGCAACUGAAAUCCAUCUUUCAGUGGCGAAAGAAGCUUUUGGAGGCUCAUUGGGCUAUUCGAGAUGCACGGACUGCUCGCAACCGAGGAGUUGCAAAAUAUCAUGAAAGAAUGCUAAGGGAAUUUUCGAAAAGAAAGGAUGAAGAUAGAACUAAAAGAAUGGAAGCAUUGAAGAACAAUGAUGUGGAUAGAUAUCGUGAAAUGUUGCUUGAACAACAGACAAAUAUUCCUGGUGAUGCAGCACAACGAUAUUCUGUUCUCUCUUCUUUUCUAUCCCAGACAGAAGAGUAUCUUCACAAACUUGGAGGAAAAAUAACAGCAGCAAAGAAUCAUCAAGAGGUGGAAGAAGCAGCAAAUGCUGCUGCAGCCGCUGCUCGAUCCCAGGGUCUUUCAGAAGAAGAAAUCAAGGCUGCAGCUGCAUGUGCAGGGGAGGAGGUGAUGAUUAGAAAUAGGUUUUCUGAAAUGAAUGCACCAAAAGAAAGCUCAUCGGUCAACAAGUACUACAACCUUGCUCAUGCGGUAAAUGAGAGAGUUAUCAGGCAGCCCUCAAUGUUGCGAGCUGGAACAUUAAGAGACUAUCAGAUUGUUGGAUUGCAAUGGAUGCUUUCCUUGUACAACAACAAGCUGAAUGGUAUUUUGGCAGAUGAGAUGGGUCUUGGAAAGACUGUACAGGUGAUGGCUGUGAUUGCUUACUUGAUGGAAUUCAAGGGGAACUAUGGGCCACAUCUCAUAAUAGUUCCAAAUGCCGUCUUAGUAAAUUGGAAGAGCGAGCUGCUUAACUGGCUUCCUUCUGUGUCAUGCAUCUUUUAUGUUGGUAGCAAGGAUCAAAGAUCAAAGCUGUUUUCUCAUGAAGUUAGUGCUGUAAAGUUUAAUGUCCUCGUAACAACUUAUGAGUUUAUCAUGUAUGAUCGCUCAAAGCUAUCAAAAAUUGAUUGGAAAUACAUCAUCAUUGAUGAAGCCCAGCGUAUGAAGGAUAGGGAGUCUGUUUUGGCACGUGAUCUUGACAGGUACCGUUGCCAGAGACGGUUGCUUCUCACUGGGACUCCAUUGCAGAAUGAUUUGAAGGAACUUUGGUCUUUAUUGAAUCUACUCCUGCCAGAAGUUUUUGAUAAUCGCAAAGCAUUUCAUGAUUGGUUCUCAAAGCCCUUCCAGAAGGAUGGUCCCUCACAUAAUCCAGAGGAGGAUGAUUGGCUGGAAACUGAAAAGAAGGUGAUUAUAAUCCACCGGCUUCAUCAAAUUCUGGAGCCUUUUAUGUUGAGGCGGCGUGUUGAAGAUGUGGAGGGUUCACUUCCACGGAAGGUCUCCACUGUCCUGCGGUGUAGAAUGUCUGCUAUGCAGAGUUGCAUCUAUGAUUGGAUUAAAUCUACCGGCACUAUUAGGGUUGAUCCUGAGGAUGAGAUGCGUAGAGUUCAGAAGAACCCUAUGUACCAGGUCAAGAUAUAUAAGAAUCUUAAUAAUAAAUGUAUGGAGCUGCGGAAGGUUUGCAACCAUCCUUUGCUUAACUACCCAUAUUUUAAUGAGUAUUCCAAAGACUUCAUUAUUAGGUCUUGUGGGAAGCUUUGGAUCCUUGAUCGAAUUCUCAUAAAACUUCAGAGGGCAGGGCAUCGUGUUCUUCUUUUCAGUACCAUGACAAAACUUCUUGAUAUAUUAGAGGAAUAUUUGCAAUGGAGGCGGCUUGUGUAUAGAAGAAUUGAUGGUACAACCAGUCUCGAGGAUCGGGAGUCAGCGAUAGUGGAUUUUAACAGUCCGAAUUCAGACUGUUUCAUUUUCUUGCUCAGUAUUCGGGCUGCUGGAAGAGGCUUAAAUCUUCAGACCGCUGACACAGUCGUGAUAUACGAUCCAGAUCCAAAUCCACAAAAUGAAGAGCAAGCAGUGGCUAGGGCUCAUCGAAUUGGACAACAGAGAGAGGUGAAAGUCAUAUACAUGGAAGCUGUUGUUGACAAAAUUCCCAGUUAUCAAAAGGAAGAUGAUCUGAGGAAUGGAGGUACAGGAGACAUAGAGGAGGAUGACCUAGCUGGCAAAGAUAGGUAUAUGGGAUCCAUUGAGAGCCUUAUACGUAACAACAUCCAACAAUAUAAGAUUGAUAUGGCGGAUGAGGUCAUAAAUGCUGGUCGUUUUGAUCAAAGGACAACGCAUGAAGAAAGAAGGCUGACGUUAGAGACUCUACUCCAUGACGAUGAGAGAUACCAAGAAACUGUUCAUGAUGUUCCUUCCCUGCAAGAAGUUAAUCGCAUGAUUGCCCGUAGUGAAGAAGAAAUAGAAUUGUUUGAUCAAAUGGAUGAGGAGUUUGAUUGGACUGGGGAAAUGAUGAAAUACAACCAAGUUCCCAAGUGGCUUCGUGCUGGUUCUCGAGAAGUAAAUGGAACCAUUGCAAAUUUAUCUAAGAAACCAUCAAAGAACCUUUUGGCUUCCAAUAUUAAUUUGGAUACUGAUGAACUAUUUUCUGGAUUAUCGCCUAGUAGAACAGAGAGAAGAAGGGGGCGGACUAGAGCUCCACAAACAGGUAAAUAUUCUAUUUAUAGAGAAUUGGAAGAUGAAGAUGGUGAGAAUUCUGAUGCUAGCUCGGAGGAGAGGAAUGCAUAUUCAUUGCAUGAAGAAGAGGGGGAAAUAGGUGAAUUUGAAGAUGAGGAAUUUAAUGGUGCUGUUGAUGCAAUGCCUGGUAAUAAAGAUCAAUCGGAAGAGGAAGGGCCAAUUUGUGAUGGUGGUAGCUUUGAGUUACCUCGAGCAAUAGAACGCAACAGAAGUAGUCAUCUAUUCGAAGAAGCUGGUUCUUCAGGUUCAUCUUCUGGAAAUCGAAGAACACAUCAGCCUUCUACUCCUUUGUCUUCACAGAAAUUUGGAUCACUUUCUGCUCUGGAUGCCAGACCUGGUCCUCUUUCAAGAAGCAUGCCAGAUGAUCUAGAAGAAGGGGAAAUUGCGGCAUCUGGGGAUUCCCACAUGGAUCUUCAACAAUCAGGAAGUUGGAAUCAUGAGCGUGAUGAUAAUGAAGAGGAGCAGGUUCUGCAGCCACCAACCAUAAAGCGCAAACGCAGUGUACGCAUUCGACCCCGAUAUAAUGUAGAGAAGCUUGAAGAAAAAUCCACCAAUGAGAGGGUGCUUCCUCCGCGAGCAUCAAUGAGGGGGAGCCUUGAUUAUGAUACACAGUUUAGGGCUGAACCGGAAAUUGAGCCUUCAAGUGAACCUGUUUCAGAUAGGCGUGAUACAAGAACUUCAUCAUUGAAACAGAAACGGAAUUUACCAUCAAAAAAGUCUUCAAAUGCCAUGAUGCCACAACAUGCCAGCAGGUUGGGCUACUUAUCUGGGUCUACAGAAGAUGCUAAUGAACCUAAUAGGGGUAGCUGGAAUGGUAGGACUAUGAAUACUGGUCUCAGUUUUGCUGGUGCAAAAAUGUCAGACAGUAUGCAAAGGAAGUAUAAAAAUGUUAUUAGCAAGCUCCAGAGGAGAAUAGAUAAAGAUGGUCAUCAGGUUGCACCUGUUCUAUCUGAUUGGUGGAAGAGGAAUUCAUCAUCAAUUACUGAUGAUCUGUUAGAUUUGCAAAAAAUUGAUCAGCGAGUGGACGGUUUGGAGUAUGAUGGUGUGCCAGAUUUCAUUGCUGAUGUGCAAUUAAUGUUGAAAAAUGUUGUCCAGUGCUGUGGUUACUCGCAUGAGGCAAGGUACGAAGCCAGAAAACUCAACGACGUUUUUCUCGAUAUCAUGAAGAUCGCUUUCCCAGGCACAGACUACCGAGAAGCAAGAAACUCAUUCAUGUCCUCUGUGCCGGGAGGACCAGCAACUAUUGUUCCAUCUCCAAAACAAAGCAAACAUCCCAACUCGUUUGGCGAAGUGGAACCAAACUCGGUCUCUGCCAGGUCCACAAACUGUGGUCUGGCACCACCUGAUGAAGAUGGCCGGACCCGCGGUCAUGCAUCCAAGUUAAGGGAAUCUGGUGGUGGCUCCGCGAGUGGAAGUGCCCACAACCCACUCCUCCUGGCACAUCCAGGUGAGCUGGUAAUCUGCAAAAAGAAGAGGAAAGACAGGGACAAGACGAUGGCAAAGCAGCGAAUGGGACAGGUCUCUCCAUCAAAUCCAGCCAGAGCAGGACCAUUAUCUCCAUCGGUCCCGGGGAGGGCGGUGGCACCUGCAUCCCCGAUGAGCCGCGGCGGUCUUCGGGUCCCUCCACUCCACAACAAAGACACACAUCCUUCCCAACAAUCUAUACAUCCAAGUGGAUGGGGGCAUCAACAAGCAUCACAGCAGCAGCAACAACAGGUGAGUGGUGGGUCAGCAGGGGGUUCCCCAAAUGUGGCAGAGGUACAAUGGGCUAAACCUGCAAAGAAAUUGAGGACGGAUACUGGGAAAAGGAGGCCUAGUCAUUUGUGAUUGUGAGGGUUGGAUAGUGUCUGUGUACAUAUAAAAA